Peromyscus eremicus (cactus mouse) is the source of this 1552-nucleotide messenger RNA. RefSeq names its product hematopoietically expressed homeobox (gene Hhex). The record is from RefSeq and is a predicted model, not a curated record. Bases 1 to 816 code for a protein of 271 amino acids. Gene Ontology annotation, molecular function: RNA polymerase II cis-regulatory region sequence-specific DNA binding; DNA-binding transcription factor activity, RNA polymerase II-specific. The transcript has 4 exons. NCBI's taxonomy places the organism in Eukaryota, Metazoa, Chordata, Mammalia, Rodentia, Cricetidae. Gene Ontology annotation, biological process: regulation of transcription by RNA polymerase II; cell differentiation.
AUGCAGUUCCCGCACCCGGGGCCCGCGGCUGCGCCCGCCGUGGGAGUGCCGCUGUACGCGCCCACGCCGCUGCUGCAGCCCGCUCACCCGACGCCCUUCUACAUCGAUGACAUCCUGGGUCGCGGGCCCGCCGCGCCCACGCCCACCCCCACGCUGCCAUCCCCCAACUCCUCCUUCACCAGCCUCGUGUCCUCCUACCGGACCCCGGUGUACGAGCCCACGCCGGUCCACCCCGCCUUCUCGCACCACCCCGCCGCCGCGCUGGCCGCCGCCUACGGCACCGGUGGCUUCGGAGGCUCUCUGUACUCCUUCCCGCGGACGGUGAACGACUACACGCACGCCCUGCUCCGCCACGACCCCCUGGGCAAGCCCUUGCUCUGGAGCCCCUUCCUACAACGGCCGCUGCACAAAAGGAAAGGCGGCCAAGUGAGGUUCUCCAACGACCAGACCAUCGAACUGGAGAAGAAGUUCGAGACUCAGAAAUACCUCUCCCCACCUGAGAGGAAGCGUCUGGCAAAGAUGUUGCAGCUGAGUGAGAGACAGGUCAAAACCUGGUUUCAGAAUCGACGAGCUAAAUGGAGGCGCCUGAAACAGGAGAACCCUCAAAGCAAUAAAAAGGAUGAGGUAGACAAUUUGGACACUUCCUGUGACCGGAGCCAAGACUCGCCCAGUGAACAGAGUAAAGGUGCCUCUUUGGAUAGUUCUCAGUGUUCACCUUCUCCAGCCUCUCGGGAAGACCCUGACUCCGAGAUCUCAGAGGAUUCUGACCAGGAAGUGGACAUCGAGGGUGACAAAAGCUAUUUUAAUGCCGGAUGAUGGUCACCGGCGGAGAUGCAUUCAGAGACCGGACUUUCAAAUCGUGUUUUGCUACAGACAAACUGGAAAACUCUAUGGGAGAGAAAAAGAAUAUCAUUCUUCUAGUGUCCUGAAAAUAUUUGGUGUCCUAGCUAAUUAACAAACAUGAAUUGAAGCCUUAAUUUUGACCUAACAGAUGGUAUAUAUACCAGUUUUAAGUUGUUUUGAUAGUGACUAAAUGUAUCCCCAUUUUUAAAAAAGUGAAUUAUUUCUAUUUAUGAGAAGUAAUUUGAAUUUUUGUUUAAAACUUAAAUUAUAACUUUAAAGGUUUUAAUAGGCUGUUCUUGAAGGACUUAUACUAAAUCUGUGGCUGUACCCUCAACUUCAGAGGGGCACUUAGAAAGGGGGGCCCACGUUUGUGGCUCCGUGGAGCAGUUUAAAAGGGCACACUGACUCUUACAUGACAUCUUCCAUUGCUGCCUUAACUCCAAAGCCAUUCCAGAGCGCCUGGCUCCAGGCGUGUGUUCUUAGAAGCAAGAUAGUUGAUAAGAGUCUCAAAAUCUUGUUUUGCUCCGUCAGUGCCUCUGUUAAGGUAUGGCACAGUCCCUAGAGGCAGGGAGACUGAUUCAUUUGUGACUGAAGGUAAUCCCAUGUGAACUAGAAAUAACAGGACAAUUAAAUGUAAGUAGAUUGUAGAUAGUGUGUUUUAUAGAAACAAUGUCUAUAACAUGUAUAUAGAAUUAUUCUCUGUAAAAAC